Molecule: messenger RNA, 2338 nt
Organism: Hirundo rustica (Barn swallow)
Lineage: Eukaryota; Metazoa; Chordata; Aves; Passeriformes; Hirundinidae
Product: E3 ubiquitin/ISG15 ligase TRIM25-like
Exons: 6
Coding region: 102-1310 (402 amino acids)
Molecular function (GO): zinc ion binding
Source: RefSeq, a predicted model, not a curated record
CGACGGGGUGAAGGCUGCUUCUCUUCCGCACGGCAUUUUCCUUUCGUUUCCCAGCAGAGCCCUCCCUCAGGCACCCAGCCCAGCCCCGGAACUGCGGCGCCAUGGCCGGGACAGAGGCUAUGGCCGGGCUGAGGGAAGAGCUGACCUGUCCCAUCUGCCUGGACGUUUACAAGGACCCGGUGUCGCUGAGCUGCAACCACAGCUUCUGCAGGCCGUGCAUCAAGCAGGCGCUGCGGAGCCCGCAGAGCGCUGCCCGCUGCCCGCUCUGCCACUCGCCCGGCGGCGAGCUGCGGCCCAACUUCCUCCUGCGCAACAUCGUGCACAAGUUCAUGGAUGCUCCCGCGCAACAAGAGCCGCCGGAGCAGGAAGGGCCGGGCGAGGAGAAGGGGGAAAGCUCGGGCCGGCCGGAGAAGGUGGUUCUGUGCGAUUUCUGCCUCCAGGAGCCUCUGCCCGCAGUGAAGACGUGCGUGAGCUGCGAGGCCUCGCUGUGCCAAGCCCACCUGAGCAAGCACGGCAGCAAGAACGCCCAGAACCACGUGCUGGUGGAGCCCUGCGAUGCCCAGGUUCUGGCCGAGAGGAAAUGCCCCAAGCACGGCAAACUGCUGGAGUGCUUCUGUGAGAACGACUGGGACUGCGUCUGCAUCCUGUGCUCCAUCGUCUCCCACAAGAACCACAAGAUCAUCAGCCUGGAGGAGGCUUUCGGCGAAGCUCAGAUAUCUUAUCCCGGAACUCUGGAAACACUGAAAAACCAGGAAGCUGCGCUGGAUCAAACCAUAGCAAAGCUGCUGAAACAAGUGGAGGACCUAAAGAGCGGAGACAGCCAGCUGAGGGCACAGGUGGAGGACUUGUUUGAGGAGAUGCAUAAGAAGUUAGAGAACAAAAAAGGAAACGUCCUGAAAGUUCUCAACGACUAUGAGGAGCAACAAAUUUAUCGGAUUGAGAUAGAGAUGAAUAGUCACAAGAGGCAGAGGGAUUCAGUCAGUCAUGAUGUUCAGGAGCUGGAGGCUCUAAGAAAUCAGAGGGACACACUUCUUUUCACCAAGGCUUUUGCAGCAAUUAAAGCCAGGCAACGAAAGCCAUUUCCUAGAAUGGAUGGUGUGAGGGUGCCAGAACCACCCAUUGCUUUGCAUAAAUUAACAGCAGAGGCUAUUCAGAAUUCUUUCCAGCAAUACCUCUCAAAUAUGGUCCUUUCCGUUAAGGCACCAUCACCUUUGGGAUACGAAUCAACACCUGGUCCCUUCACGUUUGGUGGUCAUACAACACACCAUGUCCCCAUGUCUGGGUGUUACUCUGGUUUUUCUUUCAAGUAGCCUAACGAAAUACAAAUUCAGUGGCAAUCAUAAUGAUAACACUCAUAAAAAAGAGAGAAAAGAGAGAGAAACCCCAGCCAAAACUAACGAUGCACAGCACAACUGCUCCCCCAUCACCUGCUCUCAGAUGUCCAGCCACUGUUCCCAAGCAGCAAUUGGCUCCUUCUGGCCUUCUCCCCCCAGUUCAUAUCCUGGGCGUGGUGUUCUGUGGUGUGGAAUAUCCCUUUGGCCAGUUUGGGUCACCAGCCCCAGCUGUGCUCCUUCCCAGCUUUUUGUGCACCUCCUGGCUGGGAGAGCACGAGGCAUGGAAAGGUCCUUGGCUCAGGUUAAGCGCUGCUCAGCAACAGCCAAACCAUCAGUGUGUCACCAACGUUACUCCCUACUGAACCCAAAACUGUACCAGCUGCUGAGAAGAGAAUGAAUUCCAUCCCAGCACAAACCAGGACAGGACUCCAGCACGCACGGUGCCAUCCCAGACGUGCAGGGUGACCAGAGCUGCUGCUGGGAGGACACCAGCAACGAGAGCUGCUGGAAGCUUGGAAUUGUUUGUGCCUGGUUUGAAUGCUGCCUGCAAAUGCCUCACAAUUACCUCUGUGAGUUCCUUACUUCAAAGACAUCAGCGGCAGAAGAAGCACUCUGUCUUUGCUUGGUGUGUCUGUCAAGGCUGGACAUUCUGCUGAGAAUUUCAGGCUUACCGAGACAGGGACCCUCCCUUUGAAGUAUCCCAUCCGUGCUGCCACCAGCGUGUUGAAGCUCCUGCAGUGAUGUGGAGACGAGGUGUUAUUUGGUAUUUCCAGGCCUUGCACGGAGGCUGCGCUAAGCUGACAUUUCAGAAAUUGGUUUGUGGGUUGCUAUGACAGGAGCUAUGACAGGAGGUGUAUCACAGCACCCUGCUUCUUCCUGCCAGAGCUCCUCUUUUAUUUGUUCUGUUAAUCAUAAUGGAAGUUCCUUUUAGUUGCUCAUUUUUGCUCAGCCAACAACACUGUGUUGGCUUCCUGUUAUUAAAGUCACGUUACUAGCUUGCAAAA